UAGUCAUUUUCCGUUUCCUUUUAAAUGGUUGCGUAUUAAAGGCAAUUUUAAUCAAUACUCCUAUGCGGUAGAUGGCGAUAUAAAUGUUUAUAUUUGUAAAAUUACAAUUGAAAGACGAAGAAGAAAAUGAAGGUGUGAUAAAUAUGGCUUGUUUUGAAUAAGUACGGUGAUGAUUACAGAAAACGACAGAGUUCAAUUCUAAUUGUGGAAUUUUAACUUGCGUUUCGUUUUCGAAGAUGACUUCAUUUAGGAAUUUAUCCGGGGUAAACGUUGUGCUUGUUAUGGCAUACGGCAGCCUGGUUUUUGUAUUGCUGUUUAUUUUUGUGAAGAGGCAGAUUAUGCGGUUUGCUAUGAAGUCCAGAAGGGGUCCUCAUGCACCACUAGGGCACAAUGCCCCAAAGGAGCUAAAGGAAGAAAUUGACACUCGUUUGUCAAAGGUCCAAGGCAUAAAAUAUGAACCUAGGCUUCUGGCUGAAAGUGAUGAACGCCUUCGUCAGCAGCAGGACCUGGGCAGCCAAUGUUGCUAUAAUUACCUUUAUAGAAUGAGAGCUUUGGAUGCCAUUAGAACAUCAGAUAUUCCCUUUCAUGAUAUUGGGAAAAAUCCCAAGUCUUUAACUGGCAAAACUUUCAAAACGUUUCUUUUGGAACUGAGUACAUCUAAUUCGCCUUUUAAGGGAGUUAGAAAGAACCUAAUAGACACUUUACUAGAAGGUUAUGAUUUGGCUCGUCAUGGUACUGGGGUAUUUGGUGAAGCAGAGUACUUGAAGUACCAAGAAGCCUUAACUGAGCUUGCAGCUGUGCUAAAAGCAUGUACUGGGGAGAACAGCCAACGUGAACAGCAUCAGUGUGCAGCUAAAGACCUGACCAGCUCUCCUGAGACGUCCUCUCCAUCCACCAUCCAAGUAACCUACUUACCUUCCAGUCAAAAGAGCAAGAGACCCAAACAUUUCCUCGAGUUGAAAAGCUUCAAAGACAAUUACAACACAUUAGAGAGUACAUUGUAGUUCUGCAGUGCAUUGCUAAUCUACAGAGACUUGUGUGCUACGGUGUGCAGUGCCGAGAGUACUGUGGUGGUGGAUAUGGCCUGGUUAAUAUUAAAACCUUAUAAAGGAGAGCAAGCUGAAAUACAAAUGGACACAGCGUACAGUAAUUCUGCAUACUCGUCAAUUUUUUUUUUACUUCAAACUUUUUAAUGUUGGAUGUCUAUAUUCAUAAUGUAAAUAUAUACAGACUAAUGAAUAUAUAUAAUAUAUAUAUUAGGCUAUAUUAGGGCGGAAAGCUUUCAGUUACCGAAGAAUCAAACCCGCUCCUGUCUGAUCACAGCUCAUGAAGUUCUUGUUGUUGUUUUUGUCUACAGUAGAUGGUUUGGCUUGACUAGACUAAAUGCCCGUCGUCUUUCUGAAUUACAAAGAUGUCUUCAUGGGCAGUGUCAAGUCCUAUAAUAAAAAAUACAUUCUUCAAUUUAGGUCUCUUUUCUUGUCUUAGGCACCAAAAAUAUGACUGAUUUUCACACUCACUAUACAAAAAUGCAGGUUAUUUUAAAUCAUCAAUAAUUGCCAGAUAAAUUAUAUAGAGUAGUGUGUUAAAGUCUGGGAUCACUCUAGGAAAUUUUAUUUUUAAAGUUAGUUGGCAGUCAGUAAGUAGUUGUUUGGUCUUGAAUAUGCUUUAUAAAAUUGGGAUACAAAUAAAAGUAAAGUGAAAUUCUGGUGUUUUCCAGAAACCUAAGAUACAAAUAAGAUGGCUAGAACAACACAUUUUGACAGAUAUAAGAUCAGUUUUGUGUCAACAAGUCUGUUGAUCGGUACACAAUAGAACACCAAACGGGGUGUUAAAAAUCUGCUGUUCAAAAUAAAGACAUUGGGGAGAAAGAAAAAAAAAAAGACUUGAAAUGCGGUGGAAGACCCCAAAAUGUUAUCUGCUUUUAAUGACUGGUGUUUAAAGUUCACUUCCUUCUUUUGUUUGCUCAGCAUCUGGCUGCCAUCUGGCAUCAAUGAACAUGUGAAGAAGUCCUGAAAGAAACUAACUUGUAGGGCAUAUUGGAGCUAAGAAACUAUUGUCAUCUCUGGUUUUUAAUGUUGCAGAAAAGCAACAACCAGACGAGGCUGUGGUACACUGAGGACCUCUGAGCUUGGGGCGACAACUACUGAGAAGAGGUAGCCGAAGUACACUGGGGCCUGUCCGCUGCUCUCUGUGAAGCGUGGUGGCAGCUCUGUCGAGGUCUUCAGUGGUCACAAUCAAUGCAAUGACGACUGCAGAGAAGUAUAAAUAGAUUUUCAUUAUUUUAAUGCUGAGCCUUUUGGGGAAAAUUACUCAUUUCCAUAAAUGUUAUUAUUUAGCAAAGUGCCAACCCCGAAGACUCCGCUGAGCACAACUGAGACUUUCCUGGAGUUGAAGUCUGAAGGUCACCUAAAAUACUGACUUGUUUUAAAAAUGCGAAAGACUUUGUUGUGUUAGUGAUGAUGUUUAUUCUAAUGUGUUAGUGUUUAAUAAACCA
Erpetoichthys calabaricus (reedfish) is the source of this 2494-nucleotide messenger RNA. RefSeq names its product chromosome 2 C1orf43 homolog (gene ltap1). The record is from RefSeq and is a predicted model, not a curated record. NCBI's taxonomy places the organism in Eukaryota, Metazoa, Chordata, Cladistia, Polypteriformes, Polypteridae. Bases 237 to 1004 code for a protein of 255 amino acids. Gene Ontology annotation, biological process: phagocytosis. The transcript has 7 exons.